AUGAACGCCGACAGCCAACGAGUUAACCAAGGGGAUCCUAAGCUAACCGACUCUGUGGGUCGCCUGGCUCGCGAUAUUGCGACAUCUAAGGGGCACGUAAACAUCGUUGCAGUAAUUGACCAACACGCGGCGAUCAUGCUUUACAUGAGCAGCGUCCAAUGGCAUCGACCACUCAAGGCUUCGAAACAAGCCUGUGCUCGGCUCAGGCUGAAUGAGGAGCAAAGGAAACUCAACCACACCAAACCGCGCGAGCUAUAUCGCCCGACAGAGAGCAUGACCGAAGAGAGUGUGUAUGAUAGGCAGAUCGUGCCGAAUCUGAUUAGUGGCUGCCGAACGGCGUCAAGUGAAUUCAAGCUUGGCGGAUCACCCCUCGGCAUCCGGCAUGAAUACAAGUAUUUUCAACAGUACUGGCUUCGACUUGUACGAAAUGGAAAUAGCGCUGGUCGCCACCCCACGGCACGACUUACGCAGAACAGCAAACUUCUCUUUGAACUCCACAGAACGAUCCACACAAGCACCAUGAAGUACACUCUAUCUCUCAUCGUCCUGUCAGCCUUCUUUGCGUCUGCUACUCCCACCCCAGACGACCUCAUCCGCCGCGACGGACCAUGUUUCCACGAAGACUGGGGACCAGGUUGUUGCGACAAAUUAAAACCUCACUCAUUGCUCCUAGCCAACGGCGACACUAGCACACCUUCUCCAAGCCUACUGCUGCUCUUUCGCUCAAGGAAGCACUGGGCUUUCCAUUCGGCGAUCCGAGCCCUUGCCCCGCCUGAUCAGCUCAAGAGAUUCAACGAGAUCGACGGCUACAUCGAAGCUUUGCAAUGGCUUGUGGGGUCCAUAUGGCUUAUAUCUGGAAAAAGAACGAGGAUCCUGGUCGAAGAUACUUCCUUUCGUAAGCUAGACCUGCCAGUGCGCCUCAGACGUAUAUUCUUUGCGAGGAGUCUGAGCGACGACAGCAUCCCGUGCUACGAUCCCGUGCUUUGGCACGAUGGUCUUAUUGCACAUGUCGAAACAAUUUUCUUCGAAAGUCUGACCGUCGCAGACAUGAUACAGCUGCUUGGACUCCAUGUCACAAUACAGCUUCUGCGCCGUAGAGACGAUAUUCCAGCCAUACGAGUUCGGAUGCUCACAGAUGUCGCGCACAUCAUCACCUGGCGCCACGAGCACGAAGAUUGCGACGUAAAGCCCCACUUCAGACAAGCGAGGCGAGCUUCAAGGUUGCGAGCGAACGACGAUGUACGACACCCGAGCGCGCAAGGCACUGCCCCUUAA
Messenger RNA from Pseudocercospora fijiensis CIRAD86, 1275 nucleotides. RefSeq lists its product as uncharacterized. Lineage: Eukaryota; Fungi; Ascomycota; Dothideomycetes; Mycosphaerellales; Mycosphaerellaceae. The record is from RefSeq and is a predicted model, not a curated record. The coding region runs from base 1 to 1275 and encodes 424 amino acids. The transcript is spliced from 13 exons.